Danio rerio (zebrafish) is the source of this 3189-nucleotide messenger RNA. It is a transcript of the gene pkn1b, whose product is annotated as protein kinase N1b. Gene Ontology annotation, molecular function: protein kinase activity; transferase activity; small GTPase binding. Lineage: Eukaryota; Metazoa; Chordata; Actinopteri; Cypriniformes; Danionidae. Gene Ontology annotation, cellular component: membrane; cleavage furrow; midbody. The record is from RefSeq and is marked provisional. Gene Ontology annotation, biological process: signal transduction; animal organ development.
AAAGUUAGCACUAUAAUCAUUAAAAUUGGAUGUUAAAAUCUCCCAUUGGAUUUGUCCCUCACAGCGGACUGCAGACUUCUGGAUUCAGAUUCAGGUUUGUCUGUGCUGGAGCAGAUGGGACUGGACCAGAACUCUGAUUUCUCCGACUCCAGCGUGCAGCAUCGGCUGGACGAGAAGCGCGAGUGGAUCCGCAGGGAGAUUCGUAAAGAACUGAAGAUUAAAGAGGGCGCGGAGAAACUGCGGCGGGCCACUACUGACAAACGCAAUGCCCAGCAGGUGGAGAGCCAGUUGCGCAGCUCCAGCCGAAAGCUGGACUCGCUCCACGCUCAGCUGCAGGAGCUGGACGCAUAUAUCAUGGUCAAGGGUCACGACGACAGCAAAGAUGACAUUCAGUCUGUUGGGACACCAGGACGCUCCUCAGCCAAUCAGGACAGGAUUAAGGCUCUGGAGCGACAGCUCAACAUCGAACUGAAGGUCAAGCAGGGGGCAGAGAACAUGAUCCCCAUCUACGCCAAUGGGGUUACCAAGGAUAAGAAGCUGCUUCAGUCGGCUCAGCAGAUGCUGCAGGACAGUAAAACGAAGAUCGACAUCAUCCGAAUGCAGAUCCGUAAAGCCAUGCAGGCCACCGAACAGAGCGACGACACUCAGGGUAAGCCGGAUCUGUGUGGUGUGGAGCUGCGUAUCGAGGAGCUCUGGCAUCAUUACCGUGUUGAACACGCCAUGGCUGAAGGCGCCAAAAACAUGCUGAGGCUUCUGGGAACUGGAAAAGCGCAGGACAAGAAAGCCAUCGCUGAGGCUCAGAGUCGUCUGAGUGAAGCGUCCCAGAGGCUGGAUCUCCUGCGGGUGUCCUUAGAGCAGCGUUUGGUGAAUCUGCCCGAGGAUCAUCCCAAAGCGUGUCUGAUUAAAGAGGAGCUGGUGCGGGCGUCCUCCUCCGCCUUCAGCUCCAGUCACAGCGCCCCCUAUGUCCACAAUCAGUACAGCACCCUCAGCAGACCCUCCCCGCUCACCGGCACUCUGCAGGUGCGUCUGCUGGGCUGUGUGGAUUUACUGGAGAUGGUCCCGGGCCGCAGUCGAGCGUCUCCCGUGGUUUUACCUCACUUCAGUCCUGGAGACGGACGAGCCUUCAAGCUGACCCUGAGCAGCAGAAGCAGCAGCUUCAGCCUGAAGACGCCCAGCAAGAGUGAAGAGUCCUCUAGAGAGAUGGAGAUAGCGCUGUACUGGAGGGAUUAUCGCUCGCUCUGUGCGCUGAAGUAUCUGAAACUGGAGGAUUUUCUGGACAAUCAGAGACACAGAGUUCAGCUGGAGCUGGAGCCGCAGGGUCUGCUGUUGGCCGAGGUGAUGUUCUUCAAUCCUGUGAUCGAGCGAGGGCCACGUUUACAGCGCCAGAGGAAGGUGUUUUCUAAACAACAGGGUAAAGCGUUUCUGCGUGCUAAACAGAUGAAUGUGGACAUGGCGACAUGGGUCCGUCUGCUGAAGAACGCCAUUACCAUCCCGACACACAACUACACACAGCACAGCCACACACACCACAGCAGCAGUGAGAUCUCCAUCCAGAAGAUCCAGCUUGAUGGAGAAUCUCCUCCAUCUGUGACGAGGAGAAACACACACACGUCAGCCACGGUGGACUUCGGCCGGGCGGCUGAACCCGUCUCUCCUCCUGGUCCCGCGCCUCCGGAGAGGGUCGUCCGGAGCAUUUCGCAUCUUUCCCAGCGCAGGUCAUCCAAAAGCGCUCUGUGUCUUCAGGAUUUCCGAAUGAUCGCAGUGUUGGGAAGGGGACAUUUUGGAAAGGUACUCCUGUCUGAAUACAGACGCUCGGGAAAUCUGUACGCCAUCAAAGCACUGAAGAAAGGAGACAUCGUUGCACGGGAUGAGGUGGAGAGUUUGAUGUGUGAGAAGCGAAUCUUCGAGACGGUGAACAGCGCACAGCACCCGUUCCUGGUCAACCUGUUUGCGUGCUUUCAGACGCCAGAACACGUGUGUUUCGUGAUGGAGUACACGGCCGGCGGAGACCUGAUGAUGCACAUACAUGCAGACGUCUUCUCUGAAACACGCUCUGUGUUUUAUUCUGCAUGUGUAGUUUUGGGGCUUCAGUUUCUUCAUGAUAAUAAGAUUGUGUAUCGAGAUCUGAAGCUGGACAACCUGCUUCUGGAUACUGAAGGUUAUGUGAAAAUCGCAGACUUCGGCCUCUGUAAAGAGGGAAUGGGUCACGGGGACCGCACCAGCACUUUCUGUGGGACUCCAGAGUUUCUGGCUCCUGAGGUUUUGACGGACACAUCCUACACGCGGGCCGUGGACUGGUGGGGUCUCGGAGUGCUCAUUUAUGAGAUGAUGGUCGGAGAGUCUCCUUUCCCAGGUGACGAUGAGGAGGAGGUGUUCGACAGCAUCGUGAAUGAUGAAGUUCGAUACCCGAGAUUCCUCUCCACUGAAGCCAUUGGCAUCAUGAGACGGCUGCUGAGGCGUAAUCCUGAGAGACGGCUGGGCUCUGGCGAGAAAGAUGCAGAGGACAUAAAGAAACAGCCCUUCUUUAGGAAUAUGGACUGGGAUGCUCUUCUGCAGCGAAAGGUUCCUCCUCCAUUUGUUCCUGCAGUCGCUACCAGUGAAGAUGUCAGUAAUUUCGACGCAGAGUUUACGAACGAGGCUCCAACACUGACGCCGCCUCGAGAACGCCGGAGCCUUUCACGCAAAGACCAGGACUAUUUUAAGGACUUUGAUUACGUCUCUGACUUCUGCUAGUGCGCACACUGAAGCUGCUAGCUGUGAGAGGAAAAAACUAGCAGAGAUCUCGCCCCCUAGUGGCCAUCUAGGGUGCUCGGCGAGAGGAUUCGCUCAAACCCCAGGCGACACGGUUGCAGGUACAUCAGAUGUGAAGAGAUGGAAGAAUCCAGAUAAUGUGAAGCUCUGUGGUGAUUUUAACAGAAGCAGGAUCUCAAGUGGUCGGUUCGAUUAAUCCUUGGCCAACAUCUUUGGAACAACUUUGGAAGCUAAUGAAGUCAACUGUGAUGAAGAGAUGACUUUUUCUUUUAGGUCAAAACCUAAAAAAAACACCACGUCUCAAAAUCUGUGGGUGUUUUUUAAGAAGAUUUACGUUAACUUCCUGAGAAGCUGGCCUGUGGUUAACAUUAUUUCAACACAUUAUUCUGCGACAUAUAAUAUAUAAAAAAUAAACUAAACAAAAGCUUUUGUCUUGAA